Hydatigera taeniaeformis is the source of this 570-nucleotide messenger RNA. NCBI's taxonomy places the organism in Eukaryota, Metazoa, Platyhelminthes, Cestoda, Cyclophyllidea, Taeniidae. The record is from the annotation of a GenBank genome assembly.
AUGAUGUCUAGUCUCAUGAAGGAAAUGAAAUUUUACAUUUCACUUGCCUAUGGUGCUUUGGCUUGCAAAUUGGGAGCCCGGACUUGGUAUGAUCGAAUCAAUGACAAACUGGUCCUAGGAGCCUUGCCAAUUCUCCCUGAAUGGGAUACGAUUCGACUUAAAGAGGGUAUUAGUCAUGUCAUCAGUAUGGUUGAACCAUUUGAAAUCAAGUCCUUCGUUCUUGGACCGGGUGAGGCUGCUGACAGGGGUAUAAGGUAUCUCUCGCUGCCAGUAAAGGAUUUCGUUGGCGUACCUACUAACGAUCAGGUUGACGCAGGUCUGGAUUUCAUAGACUCGUGCCAGAGGCCAGGGGAUAGCGUGUACAUUCACUGCAAAGCCGGUCGUACACGCUCCGCUUUCAUUGUAACCUGUUACUUUAUGUCGGCGUUUGACCUUCCUCCGGAGGAGGCAGUGGCGCAGAUUCAGUCCCGCCGACCCCACAUUACUUUCAACUCUACUCAAUGGCGUGGUCUUCGAAACUACUUCGAAUUUGUGCAUCAGAGGCGUCAGCCGCGAUUGCAGCAGCAAUAG